Messenger RNA from Pieris macdunnoughi, 2325 nucleotides. Lineage: Eukaryota; Metazoa; Arthropoda; Insecta; Lepidoptera; Pieridae. The record is from the annotation of a GenBank genome assembly.
AUGGAGGAGGAUAUUAAAAGAGUUAAAGUGACAUGGAGCGACGACUUAAGUCAUAAUUCUGAGGAAGAAAGAGAACGUGAACGGCAGGCGCAACUUGAGCGUGAAUUAGCCGCACUUCCCGUAAAGCCUGUAUAUGAGCCAGCAGAACUGAAGACACUGGUCUCCUAUAUCAUGGAAAUGACAACAAUCUAUGACCUACGACCAGAGGAUUGGAACGACGAAGCUAAAUUUGCUAUAGAAGAAUGGAUAACAGAACCAAAAGCUCUCAUACUUUGCGUGUAUUUUAAGGGCGAGAAGCUAAAAGCAUCGUCAGACAUUCCCCUAUCACCAGUGUACGACCUGUCUUACUUUAUAAGACAGCCUGAUUUCGUUUUCAAAGCUGAGACGUUUCACGAUGAUAUAAUUUUCGGCACUUUUGUGGACUCCGUUGAGUCGAAUAUUAUUAGGCACUUAGAGUUGGUGUUUGCUCCGUUUUUCUUCGCUGUGAACACUUGGCCUGAUAGUGUCAAGAGCGAAUUUUGUUCACAAAUCCACACGUUUCUCGCCAAACUAACAGACAUGUACUAUAAGAUGUUGGGUCUGACUGUUCUUUACAUACCCCGGGAAGGUCAGAACUUGACGUUUGAAAAGGCAAGUGGAGACAGGGAGUUAGUGAAACGACUUGAAGGGGUCGUGGUAUACUGGACACAUCAAAUCAAAUCAUGCAUUGAAGACCAGUCUUCGGUGGCCUCUCAAAAAGAGCUGUUAUGUCCAAGCGAUGAAUAUGACUUCUGGGUUUAUAGACAUGAGAAUCUCAGUGCGCUCCUUUAUCAACUGAGGAAUCCUGCCGUAAAACACAUAACAAAAAUCCUGGUUACAACCCAUUCGACAUUCAUCCAUCAAUUCCAAUCUCUCUGUGAUGAAAUAAAUCAAAAGCUUAAAGAAGCGACAUCCAAUAUCGAAUUCCUCCAAAUAAUAAAACAACCGUGUGCCAUAUUGGAGUGUGUGGAUGAUCCAGAUGAGAUAGCCAAUCACGUUCCGCAAAUUAUCAAUCUCUUCAGGGUUAUAUGGAUGGAGAGUCCAUAUUACAACUCUGAAGCAAGAAUAACCAAUCUGUUUAAAGCUCUCAGUAAUCAGAUAAUAAUCCUUUGCCGAAAUUACGUAAAAUUGGACGAAUUAUUCGAAGGAAACACGAAGAAGGCGCUAGGUGAAUUCAGCAAGUGUAUAGAUUGCUGCAAAAGAUAUCGAGAGAUUUACGAACUUAUGGCUGAAGCGCAUAGUGACGUUAAUCCUGGCUCUUGGGAACUGGAUAUUGGGGCAAUAUUUAAUUAUAUAGACUCAUUUGUCCAAAGGUGCUUUGAUAUGUUGGACGUGUGUAAUUGUAUGAUUAUUUUUGGAAGAAUUGAUGAACUAGAGGUAAUAAACAAGCCAAUGUUUGGAGGAGCACGUGGUGACCAAUUUGAGGCGAAAUGUGAUCAAAUCGAACACAUGUUCCACGAUGCGUUGGACAACGUGAGAGCCGUCGCUGACACAAUCUUGGACGUGCAAGCGCCUUCGUGGUACGAUGAUAUACUACAAUUCAGGGCUGUUAUCAAAGAUAUCGAGAUAAUUAUAGAGAAUCUCGUGGAGACGGUAUUCGAAGGCGUGAAUCAUGUUGAAGAAGCUGUUGUAGCGUUGUACUCUCUCCAUAAUUACUCCAAGCGGAAGAGCCUGAAGCGAAUCUUUAAGAGGAAGACAGCUGAAGUUUGGGCCAUGUUCAGUGAUGAAGUGCAAGAAGCAAAGAAAGAUAUGGUCUCGGGCCGCGGUCAGUACCCGACGGACUUGCCGUCUUUUGCAGGCAGAGCCACAGUACUACGUAUGAGAAAGAACAGACUUGCAUAUUUGAAAAAGGUGAUGACGGAUGCGUCAGUGUGGCUAAUGGCAUGCAGCAAUUCUGAAGAUGUCAUUAUGCAUGUGAACCGGCUAAUGGGAGCCAUAGAUGUUGCUAUACGGGAACUCUUUAUAUCUUGGACGCAUAAUCUCGAUGAAAAGUGUGGUGCUGGACUUAACAAGACGCUUAUGCGAAAGAGCGCAGAAAAUCCAGGUCUUCUAGAAUGUAACAUUGAUGUAAACAUCCUGGAACUGUGUAAAGAAGCUCACCAUUGGGAAAACUUGGGAUUAGACAUACCAUUACACGCCUAUCAGGUAUACAAUAAAAGCAAGACAGUAUUCUACGUAUACGAGAGCGUAUUGGCGGUCGUGAAGGGAUAUAAUAAGAUAAUUGACUCCCUCUCAGAUGAUGAAAGACAACUUUUCAAGCCCUUAACUUCAGUAUGUAUAUUGUUCUUUAAUAUGACCGACUUGUAG